Molecule: messenger RNA, 179 nt
Organism: Ambispora leptoticha
Lineage: Eukaryota; Fungi; Glomeromycota; Glomeromycetes; Archaeosporales; Ambisporaceae
Source: the annotation of a GenBank genome assembly
GUGCUGAAUUGCAAACUAAAUUAGAUGCUGCCAAGGAACCUGCCAAAAAAAUUUAUCAAGCAUUUAAGGAUUCAGGAAAAGAUGACGACAAAAAAACCGAUGAAGUCUACACUGCUUUGGUAAAAUUAAUUGAAGAAUUGGAAAGCACGAGCAGUUGGGAUGAUAAACCGGGGGAAUGA